AUGAAGAGCUUAAUACGAAAUUUUUUAAUACAACGUGGACAAGAUCCACGAUUUGAGCAGCUCGAAUCAGAACCACGACCAGCGAUCACGACAACACCCUUCACAUUUCCAAUCGGUGGCUACUACCCCCCUCCUCCACCGCCCUAUCGUCCGUCGAUCUAUUCGGAUGAUACGACCACGACUGUGAGCGAAUGCUCAUCGAGUGGCUAUAACAGUGGUAGUAUGGCUUUGAAACGUCGUUCAUCGUGGUCAAAUUUGGUUGAAAGUGAUGAGAACUUGAACACGAAUAAUCAUCAUUGCAACAAUAUUGUUUAUCCGAAAGUAACUGUGCCAAGCGUUGUUUCAAGUUCGUCAACUAGACGUCUUAUCCCUGCUACAUCCACUGAAGAUGGUGCCACCACCUUCAUGAGAGCAAUAACACUUAAUCGCUCAGCUGCUGCUCCAGCUGUUGGCUACUAUACGCCCUCUGUGGUACCGUCAUCUAGAAAUAACUCGAUCGCUGAACAGAGUUGCGUUUCAGAAUUUGUUCUAAUGGGCAAUUGUUUGGUUCGCCGCGUUGAAAUUUUGGAAGCCCUGUGCCCGCCGAAAGGGUCGUUGUAUAAGCUGAACGAAUCAACUCCUGAUGAGAAUGGCGAGCAACGUGCGAAGCGUAAUCGAAUGGAUGAAUUAAGGCAAUGUUGUCAAAGGCCAUGCACCAAACUGAUUUUGACUUUAUUAGCGAUUGCCCUUGCUGUUGGUGUAGUACUGGCCAUUAUUCUUUCACAAACCGUUCUACAACCGAAAAACUUUGCCUUCUCAUGGCUCCCACCAUUCGCUCAUCGAAAAGGUCAACAAAGCCCGAGCAGAGUGAAUUUGGAUAUUCACUCCAAUGAUGAGGCCGUAUUUCAACUUCAUGGAGGCCUACCCUUUAAGGGUGACUUCAAAUCCGUAUACGAUUUUAAAACGGUGCGAUCGAUUUUUAUACUUUUUAGUGAAAAAUGUUCUCGACGAGUGUUAUUGCCUUCAAAUUUCGAUUCCAUCUCAGAGAAAUCGGCAAUUACUUCAGAUAUCAGUAUAGACCAAAGGCAUUUCCUUCCAAAGUUUUUUUUNUUUUUUUUGUUUCAGCGCAAAGUCGCCGUCAUUGAUUCGACGUUAAAGAGUAACGGUAAAAAUUUGGUAUGCUUCUUGAUGGAUCUCGACUCAACAACGAUGACGAGUAUUGACGCACUGAAAACGGCCGCUCAAAAUGCUCUUUCGAAAACAGAGCAAUUGCACGGUUGGCAAGAGACGUGGAAGUUCGUGCCAGGACCGUAUUUUGGAAAUGCGUCUUCACUGUUUCAAAGCGCCAUUCCAGAAUGCGAUGAAGCCCGAUGGAUAAAGCUCAACUAUACUUCAAUUGAUCAAAAAGAGCAGCGAUGUUCAGAAUGCUACGAUUUCUGCAUUCCUGAAUAUGGAAUUGAACGUGAUCAAGUGCGAGGACACAAUUCGUUGAAUGUGCUGAGACGUGACUGCUUCUACCUGUUCGUUCCUGAGUGGCGUGGAUUUGCACAGUCGCUGAGCAGCGAGCAGAAUCAACGCGAUUUCGAGAAUUAUUAUCAGAACCUUAGCAAUAGAAAUAACAACUAUAAUAAUAACAACAACAAUGGUCAGAUUGUCCUUCAACCACAGCAGCAACAAAAUGGCAAUAAUUUCAUGCAACCAAAUCCAUCGAAUAGCCAACAGUUCGAAUCUAAGUGGAUAUCACUGCAACAAGUACCACAGCAGCUUUCGAAUGCCACAAGUAAUUUCUUAGGCCAAACACUGAAUCAAGCUGGACAAUUAGCUUCUAACGUGCAAAGUGCCGUUGUUGGCGCUACACAAUCGCUUUUCGGAACCAACAACAAUGGUAUGGUCCAAGGAUCAUCUCAAAACGGUGGUCAAAAUGGCCCGAUACCGUAUGGAACUAUGCAGCAGCAACAACAACAACAACAGCAAUCUCCUUAUAACGCACAAAUGAAUAUGAACGGACAAAUGAGUUUCCCCCAGCGACCACAAAACCAACAAGGAGUUGGUGGUUCAUCAUUCAUGUCCUCACAGCAGAAUCAACCUUCCCAAAGUCCGUAUCAGCAGCAAAACGGUGCUUUCUAUAUUCAGCAACAGCAGCAGCCACAAAACUCGUUCGGUGGCAUGAAUUACAAUGAAUAUCCGCGGAACAAUGCUGGUGCUCAAAUGGUUGGAAUUCAGCCGAAUGGUUUUUCACCCAAUGGACAAUCACCAAAUGGUGGUAUGUCAGUUCAUCCGGUUGCGGCUAAUUCCAACCUUGGUAUGAAUGUUAACAAUCCGCAAGGUGGUGGUGUUCCAAUGAACUCGAAUUUCUCACCGCAAGGAACGUAUUCAAAUGCGCCACCGUCAUCAAAUUCAAAUUUUAACGGUCAGACAAACCAGGAGUUCGUUCCAAACGAUUCGCCAUCCGAUCACAGCUCAUGGCACGGUGAUCGGGAUGUUCGCCAUAUUUUUUCCUAUCGCUGUUUAAAUGGAAAUUGA
Molecule: messenger RNA, 2502 nt
Organism: Anisakis simplex (herring worm)
Lineage: Eukaryota; Metazoa; Nematoda; Chromadorea; Rhabditida; Anisakidae
Source: the annotation of a GenBank genome assembly